CAAAAAACUCCAAAGUCGCCGCUUUAUAGACUCAAAUAAAAACGUGAAGAAAAUUUUUUAAUAUUAUAUGUACCUAUUUUUGUGAAAUUCUAAUCCCAUUUUGAUAACAUUUAUUAAAUAACGAUAAAAAGAACAAAAAAUAUAACAUGGGGGACUAUGAUUCAAAUAUAAAUAUUGAUGAUAAGGAACUGCAAGAAUUUCUAAUGGUGGAAAAGCAAAAAGCCCUAGUAAAUGCCCAAAUACACGAAUUCAACGAGAUAUGUUGGGAUAAAUGUGUGGACAAACCCAGUAACAAAUUGGAUUCAAAAACAGAAACGUGCCUUAGCAAUUGCGUCAAUAGAUUUAUAGAUACAUCUUUAUUAAUUACAAAUAGAUUUGGCCAAAUACUACAGAAAAGUCAAGAAGGAAUGUAGUGUAAAGAAAUAUUAAAGUAAUUAGAAAGUAAUUUGCCGUUUUAUAGUGUUAUAAAAUUGUAAUGAAUUUCAAAAGGCAUUGAUAUGUAGGUUCAAUUUGAUUAAAGGCAAA
This is a messenger RNA of Condylostylus longicornis, 525 nucleotides long. It is a transcript of the gene Tim8, whose product is annotated as mitochondrial import inner membrane translocase subunit Tim8. The coding region runs from base 147 to 413 and encodes 88 amino acids. The transcript is spliced from 2 exons. The record is from RefSeq and is a predicted model, not a curated record. NCBI's taxonomy places the organism in Eukaryota, Metazoa, Arthropoda, Insecta, Diptera, Dolichopodidae.